[Torrubiella] hemipterigena is the source of this 240-nucleotide messenger RNA. Lineage: Eukaryota; Fungi; Ascomycota; Sordariomycetes; Hypocreales; Clavicipitaceae. The record is from the annotation of a GenBank genome assembly.
AUGCCUGACAAAGGUUACUCGUACAAAAGCUCCGGCACCAACAGCCAGGGAAACCAUUACUGCGCCCGAGACUACGGCAGCAGCGCUUCUAAUCAGAACUCUUAUCAUUACUCGAACCAAGACGGGUCCUAUUACUACUCCAACUCCAAUGGCAGCACCUACCACAACAACGGGAAUGGGCAAUCCACCUAUACUCCCCCCAGCAGCAAUAGCCAAAGCUCCGGUGGCUCCAAGAAAUAA